Cryptomeria japonica (Japanese cedar) is the source of this 3113-nucleotide messenger RNA. RefSeq names its product glycosyltransferase family 92 protein RCOM_0530710. Lineage: Eukaryota; Viridiplantae; Streptophyta; Pinopsida; Cupressales; Cupressaceae. Bases 182 to 2224 code for a protein of 680 amino acids. The record is from RefSeq and is a predicted model, not a curated record. The transcript has 4 exons.
AGUUACCAUCAGGUCAGUGCAACAAGAAACGCUUUAUAUUAAAUUUUUUAUUUCUUUAAAGAUCUACUGAUUUGCAUCUUCUUGUUCUUUAAUCAAUAUUCAAAAUUCCUGAGAUUUCUUGACCGCCAUUUUCCCAUAGAGGGAGAUUGAAUUCUUGUUCUGAAGAAGAGGUUACAGUGGCAUGGAUAUGAGCUCAGAAAUCCUCACAAGAAUUGGGUGCAUACUUGUUAUGAUUCCAAUUAUGGGUUUCUGGUUCAACAAAGGCAGUGCACAUGAGAAGCUAAAGAAGAAAUAUAUCAGCAGAGAUUCAUUUUCACUAAAUUUAGCUCCCUUAAAACACAAACGACUUGGGUUCCAUUGUAUCAUUUUGAUUAUUGUGUUCUUCACAGCUGGUGCAACUAUCCUUCAUCAGACAUUUCAAGUUACGUUAGAGGAGGUGUUGUUGGACACAAAUUUAAGGAUUCCUUUGCGCUUAAGUGGAAUAAAGAUGACAGAGUACAACCUACAGGAAAGUGCUUCACAGAGGCAAGUGGAGCAAAACCAUGGAUUUUUAUUGAUCCAAGAUGUUGUCCUCCUGCCUGAUGAGGUGUUACUAUUGGUGCCGCUAUCUUCUCAAAAAUUCAGAUUCAAAGACAAAGAAUCUCUGCAAUGUUCUUUCGAAGACAAUUUUUAUACGCAACUGAAGGGAAUUGAAUAUUUAGAUAGAGCCCAAGGAGUUGCUGCAGUAAGAUGCCAGGCACCUGGACAAGAUGUCCAAUGGUCUGCAAAAUCAGUGGCCCUAGUUGACAACAUUCAUAACCCAGUUGUAACAGAGACCAUGAAAGUGAAUGCUGUGUUUAUGAAUUACUCCCAGCCCAUUGAAUGGCAUCACAUGGUAUAUGAGAGCUUCAUUACAGGUAAGGAUAUUGUUCUGUUUGCUAAAGGUAUCAACCAUAAACAAGGCUUAAAUGUUGCAACAAAAGACCUCCGUUGCAUCUUCAAUGGCACAAUAGAAACUACUGUAACUGUGUCUGCACAAGAGGUCUUUAGGUGUCAGCAUCCAGAAGAAGAUGUUCUUUAUCAGCUUUAUGGAUCCAAAAUCACUCUGUCAGUCCAUGGAAACCCUAUUCCUUCUGUUAUUUAUUAUGACAUGCCACCAUCUUAUCACAGACCUCUGCGGUAUGCUCAUAUUAGAACUACGGAAAGCAAGAAGAUGAAACUAUGUGCCUGCACCAUGGUGUUUAAUGUUGCAAAAUUCAUAAGAGAAUGGGUGAUGUACAAUUCCCAUUUGGGUGUAGAGCAUUUCUUUCUGUAUGAUAAUAACAGUGAAGACAACCUGGAACAAAUUCUUGAAAGUGGGUUGUCAGGGUACAAUGUGAGCAGAUAUCCAUGGCCAUGGGCUAAGACACAGGAAGCAGGGUUUUCACACUGUGCUCUCAUGGCCAGGGAAAAGUGCCAGUGGAUGAUGUAUACCGAUGUGGAUGAGUUUGUAUUCUCUCAUUCUUGGUUGAAUAAGCAGGUGGGUCCUGAGGUCGAGGGUAUUCAGGCAGUUAAAUCUAACAGCAAGGCUCUUACUGCAGGGGCUCUCUUGAACAUGGUUAUGAGUCUAAGUUCACAGAGGAAGAAGCCUUCAAGAAUUUCCGAAUCUCAUAUAGGGCAAGUUUCCUUCAAGUGUAGGAAUUUUGGGCCAUCAGGGCUUACUGAACACCCUGACAGAGGGGUAACCCAAGGGUACACUUGCAGGGAGAGGCAGGAGAAAAGGUUCAAAUCCAUACUUUUGCUGGAAGCUGCCUCUCCUUCAUUGCUUAAUAUAAUACACCGUUUCCAGCUGAAGAAGGGAUACAAGACAUUGUAUGUGAAGUCCUCCAUGGCAGUGAUAAAUCAUUAUAAAUAUCAGGCAUGGAGUGAGUUUAAGGUCAAGUUUAAGAGGAGAGUGUCUGCCUAUGUUGUGGAUUGGAGUGAGUCUAAAAAUCCUACUUCUCAGGACAGAACACCUGGCCUUAGCAAUAAGGCCAUUCAGCCACGGGAUUGGGAACAUAGAUUUUGUGAAGUGAAUGACACUUCUUUGAAAGAUUUUGCAAUCAGAGUGUUUUCUUUGGUAUCUGCAAGAUCACCAAAAUGUGUGGACGCCACCAGCCCCAUGGUCAGCAACAGCCAACUCGAGCUCCUUAUGGGAGCUCUCUCUAUCCUCCAGUCUUUGGUCUCUGUACAAACUACAAAGGAACACUCUGAAGAUCUACUGUGAAGCUAAUCCUGAUUGCAAUCUGUCCAACCUUCAUGGAGUAGGAAUACUUAUAUUCAAUGGAUCAUGAACACUUCAUGGAGUGUGAGGGUGAGGGCCAAGGAUGAUGUAGGAUUCCCUCCAUUUGCCUUGAUAAAUAGGGCUACAGACCAGGCUCUAAGGCAUGGACGUUCAGAGAGUGAAAAGGUUAUGUUUUUUUAACACCUUCCCAUUUUAACAUAUGAGGAAUUACUAGAAGGUUUAAUAUUAUAGGAUUGAUAGUCUGUAUGCUUGGAUUGUGUUGGUUACCUUAGGUCCAUAUCACCUUGAUGAUUUGAAUGAGGAUGUUCUGUUCCCCCAGAGUGCAUCAAGCAUGUGCACAACAUUCACUUCAAGAUGGAAGCCAUGUUUCAAGUUGAUAUGCAUCAUCAAAUACUCUAUAAAGGAGCAGAGAUUGCUCUGUUCAAAUCGAACAAGAAGGAUGAUUAGAAAUGGAAGAUAAAUCCCAUCUCAAAGCUCCCUGAAAGUAUUCUUCAGCCUGCUUUAAUUAAAUACUUGAUUUUAUGUCACUUCAAUGCAAUUUUAUUAAGGAGCAUUGAACAUGAAGACUUUAGCCAGAAAUUCAGAUUCAUCGAGUCUCUGACAUUCAUAACUGUUAUGUUUGCAUCGAGUACAGUGCUCUGAUAAUUGAGCCUCUGUUAGAACAUGGUGUUAUGAUAUAAAUCGAGCCUCAUUUGUUUAAAAAUAUAAAUCUUUUUCUGAAACCCUGAUCGAUUGAAUCUCUAUGAAUGUGAUUCUUCUCUAAAAUUGUGAGGUCACAAUAAUGGAGACAUCAAAAUCAGAGAACAUAUUCUAGAAAUGAGGCUGGUCUUGUAUCAAUUCUUCUUAUAUUUGAUGUUUUCCAAUGUUAUGU